AUGGGCCGGGGGCCCCCGGAGCUGGCGGGGCCCCGGCGCAGCCUGCGGACGGGCACCAGCGCUCGGGGUCACCUUUGCCCGAUGCCCACCCGUGAGCCAGACUGCAGCUGUGGCUGCGGGCCCAGCAUGGCACAGGGAAAGUGGUAUGGUGUCCGUUCCUACCUCCACCUCUUCUACGAGGACUGCACUGGGGCCAGCCCCAACAGGGACAGGGACGGGUCCUUGCCCCAUUAAACCUGGGCCCCCCUCAUCUGGAAGGUGAGCUUCUCCACAGGGACCUUAUUCCUGCUCGUGGGGGCUGUAGCGGUGGCUGCCAGCUCCCUGGUGCCCCCGAAGCUGGAGGGGAUCAGAGAGGAGGAGUUUGUGGUGCUGGAUGUGCAGGUGGUGCAGUACAGCCAUGCGCUGGGAAUGUGCCAGCUGGUGGGCAUGGCGCUGUGUGUGGCGGCUGGGGUGCUGGGCACUGUCAGGCUCCUCUCCUGUGUGCUGGCCCCACACCACCGCCGGGAAGAGGAGCAGCGGCUCUCACCCAUCCUGUGUGGCAGCCCCCUGCCGCAGCCCUCUGCCACCUUCACCCCAGCAGGGACAGUGAUGCCCUUUGGCAUCUCCUGCAUUCAUGUGUCCAACCCUGGCGGGACACCUGAGGCAAGGGAGGUGAUGGGUGAUGCCUGGCAUGCGGCCAAGCCAUGCUGCACCCUGGGAGCCAGCUGGAUCACCUGGAGCUGGCUUGCAGCGAGCACUGCAGAGCAUCUGGCUCAGUCCCAGCAUGGACACCACAUCCCACUGUCCUCUCGACCUGCGUCCCCCACACCCCCUGCUUCUGCAGCUGCUGCUGCUGCCACUGCUCAGUAA
Messenger RNA from Phalacrocorax carbo (great cormorant), 849 nucleotides. NCBI's taxonomy places the organism in Eukaryota, Metazoa, Chordata, Aves, Suliformes, Phalacrocoracidae. The record is from RefSeq and is a predicted model, not a curated record.